Messenger RNA from Malus domestica (apple), 2204 nucleotides. Its product is annotated as ABC transporter F family member 4-like. Gene Ontology annotation, molecular function: ATP binding; ATP hydrolysis activity. The record is from RefSeq and is a predicted model, not a curated record. NCBI's taxonomy places the organism in Eukaryota, Viridiplantae, Streptophyta, Magnoliopsida, Rosales, Rosaceae.
CCCCUUCCGGUCGCGUCCUCCACCACCAAACUCCCAGUCGCGUCGUCGACGUCCUCCACUGGUUUUCUUUCUCUCACCAUCGUCCUCCACCACUAGCUGCUAAGUGCUCACUUCGCCACUCCAAUCUUAAGGGUUUUGAGAAAGCAGAGAAACGAAGGAUAUCAUGAAACUAAACCACGAAGCCAUUCUAGAAAUUAAUGUGAUUCAGAACCAGGCCCUUAAAGACGACCAUGAUGCUUUCAGUGUUGUAAUUGGAAGCCGGGCAUCGGUAAUUGAUGGGGAAGAUGGUGAUGCUAAUGUUAAGGAUAUAACAGUAGAAAAUUUCUCUGUGUCUGCUCGGGGAAAGGAACUUCUAAGGAAUGCAUCAGUGAAAAUAACACACGGGAAGAGAUAUGGUUUGGUUGGGCCCAAUGGAAUGGGCAAGUCUACUCUCCUGAAGCUUCUUGCUUGGAGGAAGAUUCCAGUACCAAAAAAUAUUGAUGUGCUUUUGGUUGAGCAGGAGGUAGUUGGUGAUGACAAAACUGCUAUUGAAAUAGUUGUUUCAGCAAAUGAAGAACUUGUCAAAAUCCGAAAAGAGGUUGCAGAUUUGCAGAAUUCAGCUUCCGCUGAUGGAAAGGGGUUUGAUGAUGAUGCAGGAGAGAAGCUCUCUGAAUUGUAUGAGAAAUUGCAGUUGAUGGGAUCAGAUUCAGCUGAAGCUCAGGCUGCAAAAAUUCUUGCUGGGUUGGGGUUCACACAGGAUAUGCAAGGCCGUCCAACUAAGUCCUUCAGUGGUGGGUGGAGGAUGAGAAUUUCAUUGGCAAGGGCACUUUUUGUUCAGCCAACUCUUUUGUUGCUUGAUGAACCCACCAACCAUCUCGACUUGAGGGCUGUUCUCUGGUUGGAGGAAUACUUGUGCCGCUGGAAAAAAACUUUUGUCGUUGUCUCGCAUGAUCGAGAUUUCCUUAACACAGUUUGCUGUGAGAUUAUUCAUCUGCAUGAUCUGAAGCUUCACAUCUACCGAGGAAAUUUUGAUGAUUUUGAAACUGGUUAUGAGCAACAUCGGCAAGAGGUGAACAAAAAGUUUGAAAUUUAUGACAAGCAGCUGAAAGCUGCCAAAAGGAGUGGAAAUCGGGUUCAACAGGAGAAAGUCAAGGAUAAAGCAAAGUCUGCAGCAGCUAAGGAAGCAUCAAAGAACAAGGCCAAGGGAAAAGUUGAUGGAGAUGAUGCACCAGCUGAGGCUCCUCAGAAGUGGAGAGUUUACAGCGUGGAGUUCCACUUUCCUGAACCUACAGAGCUUACUCCUCCACUUCUGCAACUUGUCGAAGUCAGCUUCAGUUAUCCAAAUCGGGAGGAUUUCAGGCUGUCAGGUGUUGAUGUCAGUAUUGAUAUGGGGACCCGUGUUGCCAUAGUUGGACCUAACGGAGCUGGAAAGUCUACUCUGCUCAACCUUCUUGCAGGUGAUUUGGUUCCUUCUGAGGGUGAAGUACGGAGGAGUCAGAAGUUGAGGAUCGGUAGGUAUUCACAGCACUUUGUGGACAUCCUGACAAUGAGUGAGACCCCAGUUGAGUACCUUCUCCGGCUUCACCCAGACCUUAGCAAGCAAGAGGCUGUUCGUGCAAAGCUUGGAAAAUAUGGACUCCCCAGCCACAACCAUCUCACUCCCAUUGCAAAAUUAUCUGGAGGGCAGAAAGCCCGGGUUGUGUUCACAUCCAUAUCCAUGUCAAGGCCCCACAUUUUGCUGUUGGAUGAACCGACGAAUCAUUUGGAUAUGCAGAGUAUUGACGCACUGGCCGAUGCACUUGAUGAAUUCACAGGUGGAGUUGUACUGGUGAGUCAUGAUUCAAGGCUGAUAUCGCGCGUGUGUGAAAACGAAGAGAGGAGUGAAAUUUGGAAUGUUAAGAAUGGCACGGUGACCCCUUACCUUGGGAAUUUCGAGGAGUACAAGGAGGAGCUACAAAGAGAUAUUGAAAGGGAAGUCGAUGACUGAGGUUUGCACUCUUUAUAGUUGUAAAAUUUUGUUGAUCAUUCUAAAGAUAUUCCAAGAGUUUGCUUAUUGCUUGCACAUUUUGGGGUUUGGAAAUUGGAAUAGGGUAAGUUUUUGUCACGGGUAUCUGUUAGGUUAUCCAUUUCAAUUCAAUACUAGUCCUAAACACGAAAUGAGGCCUACAAGGUGUUUGAACUUGGUUGUCAGAAUAUUAUAUGGUGAUUCAAGACUACAUUUGAUA